Molecule: messenger RNA, 636 nt
Organism: Acanthosepion pharaonis
Lineage: Eukaryota; Metazoa; Mollusca; Cephalopoda; Sepiida; Sepiidae
Source: the annotation of a GenBank genome assembly
AUGCAUAGCAAGGUGAAGUUAGCCAAGCAGGUGAUGUGGAUCAUUGACAGCACCUUCAAAUACACUCAUUUUGGCCUUGUUUCCAACCUUCGUGGAGACUUCUUCAUCAAACAGGGAAAAGAUUCUCGUGAUCAAACAUUGCAUGAUCUGCGUGCACACCUCAAGUCUACUUUUCAUCGAUUACCUCGAAAAUGGUUGGUUCUUUUUCCUGAAGGUGGCUUCUUACGCAAAAGAAGAUUGGCCAGUCAAUCGUAUGCACGAAAGAAGAAUUUACCAAUAUUGGAACAUAUAACUCUUCCUCGAAUUGGUGCCAUGCAAGUCAUUCUGGAAGAAAUGGCUGAUAAAAAAGAAACUAAAAACAAUUCUGAGAAAGAUUCUUCAGAAAAAGAUAAAAAAUUGAAAUUCAAGUAUGUGGUUGAUUUAACAAUUGCUUAUCCUGGAGGGCGUCCUUUGGAUAUUCAUGGCAUUGGAAUUGGUUAUUGGCCUCCGUGUCAAAUUAUAAUGCACCACCGGAUUUACCCAAUCAUUUCAUAUUCUCAGAGCUGUGCCUACAAAGCACAUUGCAUGGACCACCAAUUUAUUUUUCUAUCCUCAAAUGAAGCAAAUAAUUACUUGGUGCUCUUUCCCAUUUUUUAA